Molecule: messenger RNA, 3013 nt
Organism: Tinamus guttatus (white-throated tinamou)
Lineage: Eukaryota; Metazoa; Chordata; Aves; Tinamiformes; Tinamidae
Source: RefSeq, a predicted model, not a curated record
ACGCUCCGUAACUCCUUCAAGUCGCGGGACUUGGAGCGCCUUUACCAGCGCUACUUCUUGGGCCAGCGGCGCAAAUCCGAGGUGGUUAUGAACAUCCUGGACGUGCUGACCAAGCUGACUCUGCUGUUCCUCCACCUGACCCUAGCCUCCGCUCCCAUGGACCCCAUUAAGGGCAUCCUCCUGGGCUUCUUCACUGGCAUCGAGGUGGUGAUCUGUGCCUUAGUGGUGGUCAGGAAGGACACAACUUCAUACACCUAUCUGCAGUACAGUGGUGUGGUCACUUGGGUGGCCAUGGCCACCCAGAUCUUGGCAGCUGGUCUGGGCUGUGGCCUCCUUGGGGACGGCAUUGGCUAUGUGCUCUUCACGCUUUUUGCAACCUACAGCAUGCUUCCGUUGCCACUCACCUGGGCCAUCCUGGCUGGACUGGUGACCUCUGUCCUGCAGCUCAUCAUGCAGCUGGUUAUCCCCAGGUUGGCUGUGACUUCUCUCAACCAGAUAGCAGCUCAGGCCGUGUUAUUUAUGUGUAUGAACACCGCAGGAAUCUUCAUUAGCUACCUAUCAGACCGCGCACAACGUCAAGCCUUCCUGGAGACAAGAAGAUGUGUAGAAGCCAGACUGAGGCUGGAGACAGAAAACCAGCGACAGGAGCGGCUGGUACUCUCUGUCUUACCGCGGUUUGUGGUUCUGGAAAUGAUAAACGAUAUGACCAAUGUCGAAGAUGAACAUUUGCAACACCAGUUUCAUAAGAUCUACAUUCAUCGCUAUGAGAAUGUCAGCAUUCUUUUUGCAGAUGUUAAAGGAUUUACCAACCUCUCUACAACUCUAUCAGCCCAGGAGUUGGUCCGAAUGCUGAACGAGCUCUUUGCCAGAUUUGAUCGGCUAGCACAUGAACAUCAUUGUCUUAGGAUAAAGAUCCUGGGGGACUGUUACUACUGUGUAUCUGGGCUCCCAGAACCUCGCCAAGACCAUGCACAUUGUUGUGUUGAAAUGGGACUCAGCAUGAUCAAAACUAUCAGAUACGUGAGGUCAAGAACAAAGCAUGACAUUGACAUGCGAAUAGGGAUACACUCAGGAUCAGUUCUAUGUGGGGUGCUGGGCCUGCGAAAGUGGCAGUUUGAUGUCUGGUCGUGGGAUGUGGACAUCGCAAACAAACUGGAGUCAGGUGGAAUUCCUGGGAGAAUCCACAUCUCCAAAGCCACUCUUGACUGCUUGAAUGGGGAUUAUAAAGUUGAAGAAGGGCAUGGCAAAGAGCGCAAUGAAUUCCUGAGAAAGCAUAAUAUCGAGACUUAUUUAAUCAAACAACCUGAGGAGAGCCUGUUGACUUUGCCUGAAGACAUCGUGAAAGAGGCUGUCAGCUCCUCCGACAGGAGAAACAGUGGGGCAACAUUUACCGAAGGUUCCUGGAGCCCUGAACUUCCAUUCGAUAACAUAGUGGGAAAACAGAAUACUCUGGCUGCCCUAACAAGAAAUUCAAUAAAUCUGCUUCCAAACCAUCUUGCACAAGCUUUGCAUGUCCAGUCUGGGCCUGAGGAAAUUAACAAGCGAAUAGAGCACACCAUCGACUUACGAAGUGGCGAUAAAUUGAGAAGAGAGCAUAUCAAGCCUUUUUCACUGAUGUUUAAAGACUCCAGCCUGGAGCAUAAGUACUCUCAAAUGCGGGACGAGGUAUUCAAAUCAAACUUGGUGUGCGCAUUUAUUGUUCUUGUAUUUAUCACCGCUAUCCAAAGCUUACUUCCUUCUUCCAGGGUGAUACCAAUGGUCAUUCAGUUUUCUAUACUGAUUAUGCUGCACUCUGCUCUUGUGCUAAUCACCACAGCAGAGGAUUACAAAUGUUUACCCUUAAUGCUCCGGAAAACUUGCUGCUGGAUUAAUGAGACCUACUUGGCCAGGAAUGUCAUUAUAUUUGCAUCCAUUCUGAUUAAUUUUCUGGGAGCCAUCAUAAAUAUUCUAUGGUGUGAUUUUGACAAUCCAGUACUACUGAAGAACCAGACAUUCAACUCAUCUGCAUCUUUUACAGACAUCUGUUCCUAUCCUGAGUAUUUCGUCUUCACCGGUGUGCUGGCAAUGGUGACUUGUGCAGUCUUUCUUCGUCUCAACUCUGUUCUGAAGCUGGCAGUACUUCUCAUCAUGAUUGCGAUCUAUUCUCUCCUGACUGAGACUAUUUAUGCUUCCCUUUUCCUGCAAUAUGACAACUUUAACCACAGCGGAGACACAGACUUCCUGGGUACAAAGGAAGCAUCUUUACUACUGAUGGCAAUGUUCCUUUUAGCUGUAUUUUAUCAUGGUCAACAGCUUGAAUACACAGCAAGGCUGGAUUUUCUGUGGCGUGUUCAAGCAAAAGAAGAAAUCAAUGAAAUGAAGGAAUUAAGAGAGCACAAUGAGAAUAUGCUACGGAACAUUUUACCCAGUCACGUUGCCCGUCACUUCCUGGAAAAGGAUCGAGAUAAUGAAGAAUUAUACUCUCAGUCCUAUGAUGCUGUUGGUGUGAUGUUUGCUUCCAUUCCCGGAUUUGCUGACUUCUACUCCCAGACUGAAAUGAAUAACCAAGGAGUAGAAUGUCUGCGCUUGCUGAAUGAGAUCAUUGCAGACUUUGAUGAGCUCCUAGGUGAAGAGAGAUUUCAAGAUAUUGAAAAAAUUAAAACCAUUGGCAGCACAUAUAUGGCUGUGUCAGGAUUAUCACCUGAAAAACAGCAAUGUGAAGACAAAUGGGGACAUUUGUGUGCUCUGGCUGACUUCUCCAUAGCCCUGAAUGAAAGCAUACAGGAGAUCAACAAGCAUUCGUUUAACAACUUUGAACUUCGCAUUGCCAUGGCUCCGUCGUAGCAGGAGUUAUUGGUGCUAAGAAACCCCAGUAUGAUAUAUGGGGCAAAACAGUUAAUUUAGCGAGUCGAAUGGACAGCACAGGUGUUAGUGACAGAAUACAAGUGCCUGAAGAAACGUAUCAGAUCCUGAAGGACCGGGGAUUUGCCUUUGACUACCGAGGAGAGAUUUAUGUUAAAGGUAUCAGUGAACA